UGCGCCUGUUUAUCACCAAAUUAAAAUGGACAGUAUUUAAGGAGCUGCAUAUUUGUUUGUAACCCCUACUAAUGAACGAGGUUAAAUUGCUCUCUUUUUUUGCCUAAAUUGCUCUAAAACGGACAAACAAACCUCUGACGUCAUCGGAGUGCGCUGCCACUCGAAAGGAGGAGGCAGAUGCAUCUUCGAAACAACAGACCACUGUCGUCUAGCUACGACCUCAAUUUCGUCUGAAACUGCGGCACAGCGGCUGCUGGGAUGCCACAGAAGUUCCAGGGUGAGAACUCCAAGGCGCAGGCCAAGGCAGUGGCUGGCGACCGAAAGAAGGUGGGCGAGGCACUGUGGCAGGAAACUGACAAACAUGUACUCAAAAAAGAGCACAGAAAGGACAUAAAGGAGAAGAUGGACCUGUUGGAAAGGAACAAGGAAACGCAUCCACUUCUGGACCAGGAGAACGCCAAACUGAAAAGCAAACCCCUGAAGGAUAGUGGAAGUGGUGUAAAAGUGACUCGGGCCCAGAUCGACGAAGCCAUUCAGAACGCACAGCAGCCUCUGGAGCUCAAGGCACAACGUAAGCCGCAAGACGACGUCAUUGUCAAAGUUCUAGACGACACAGACUUCAUUAACCUCUCCAACGAGGAGAGCGAAGAAGAGUACGAGCCGCCCAUCAAAAAGAGGAUCCCGCAACCCGAAGCAUGGUUUAGGAAAUUUGGGGCAAUGCACAUGCCAGAGAUGGUCGACUGCAGCCAUGCCGAGAGGUGCCGGAACCAAGGGUGCAAAAGCAAGACGUACAUGCGGUGCAUCAGCUGCAGGAUGUUCCUCUGCAUUACGAAGAAGAGAAACUGCUUCCUGGAGUACCAUAGAUAAGAACUGAACAAAUGAAGAACAGCAAUAGGAGGGGAAGGAGUUAACGUAAUUAAAACUGUACUACCUAGGACUGUUGUUGAUAGGACCUGAACACCUAUGACUGAAAAAUGCAAACCUUUUUUCCAGUACAAUGAUGCUAGUCUUAAAGGAUAAACAUAUGAAGGCUUGUACGUUGUGUGUGAUGUAAUACCAGACCUUUUAUUCAGUAGUUUAACAAAAGACGACAGGCCAAAUGGUCAAAUGUCUACAAAUGAACACUCUUGUUUUUUGUCAGCCUAUUAUGAUUCCUUUGUGUUACAAUAACAUGGUUAUGUUUCCCACUACAGUAAACAUGUACGAUCUAAAACACUUUUUUUAAAUAAAGUUCAAAAUUGUGGGUUAUUGUUUUAGCGCCAUAUAGGCAGGAAAUCAUAAAAAAAAUUAAUUGAAAGAUACUUUUUUCUUUAUUUCUAAUCAGAUUGUAUAUACACUAUAUUGCCAAAAGUAUUUGGCCACCUGCCUUGACUCACAUAUGAACUUGAAGUGCCAUCCCAUUCCUAACCCAUAGGGUUCAAUGUGAUGUCGGUCCACCUUUUGCAGAUAUUACAGCUUCAACUCUUCUGGGAAGGCUGUCCACAAGGUUGCGGAGUGUUUUUAUAGGAAUUUUCGACCAUUCUUCCAAAAGCGCAUUGGUGAGGUCACACACUGAUGUUGGUCGAGAAGGCCUGGCUCUCAGUCUCCGUUCUAAUUCAUCCCAAGGGUGUUCUAUCAGGUUCAGGUCAGGACUCUGUGCAUGCCAGUCAAGUUCAUCCACACCAGACUCUGUCAUCCAUGUCUUUAUGGACCUUGCUUUAUGCACUGAGGCACAGUCAUGUUGGAAGAGGAAGGGGCCCGCUCCAAACAGUUCCCACAAGGUUGGGAGCAUGGAAUUGUCCAAAAUGUUUUGGUAUACUGGAGUAUUCAAAGUUCUUUUCACUGGAACAAAGGGGCUGUAAAACAACCCCACACCAUAUACCUCCUCCACCAAAUUUCACACUCGGUGCAAUGCAGUCCGAAAUGUACCGUUCUACUAGCAACUUCCAAACCCAGACUCGUCCAUCAGAUUGCCAGAUGGAAAAGCGUCGCCAUUGGUCUUUAGAACAGUGGAGCUUUGCACCACUGCAUCCAACGCUUUGCAUUGGACUUGGUGAUGUAUGGCUUAGAUACAGGUGUUCGGCCAUGGAAUCCUAUUCCAUGAAGCUCUCUUCGUACUGUACGUGGGCUAAUUGGAAGGUCACGUGAAGUUUGGAGCUCUGUAGCAACUGACUGUGCAGAAAGUCUUUGCACUAUGCGCUUCAGCAUCCGCUGACCCCUCUGUCAGUUUACGUGGCCUACCACUUGGUGGCUGAGUUGCUGUUGUUCCCAAAUGCUUCCAUUUUCUUAUAAUAAAGCCGACAGUUGACUUUGGAAUAUUUAGGAGCCAGGAAAUUUAGGAUAUGUUGCACAGGUGGCAUCCUAUGACAGUUCCACGCUGGAAGUCGCUGAGCUGAGCGCGCCCCAUUCUUUCCCAAAUGUUUGUAGAAACAGUCUCCAUGCCUAAGUGUUUGAUUUUAUACACCCGUGGCCAAGCCAAGUGAUGUAGGACACCUGAUUCUGAUAAUUUGGAUGGGUGGCUAAAUACUUUUGGCAAUAUAGUGUAUGUACUGACACGGAUUUAACGCAAUAAA
This is a messenger RNA of Nerophis lumbriciformis (worm pipefish), 2552 nucleotides long. RefSeq names its product coiled-coil domain-containing protein 124-like. NCBI's taxonomy places the organism in Eukaryota, Metazoa, Chordata, Actinopteri, Syngnathiformes, Syngnathidae. The record is from RefSeq and is a predicted model, not a curated record.